AUGGCCCUUAGAUUAUCAACAGGGAAAACAUUCAGUGCCUACAAGGGAAACAAUUCCCCUGCAGCCAAUGGCUACCCUCAAACACCUUCAUCCCCUGGCUUGCUUUCUUCUGCUGCUUUGGAUCUCAGCAACAAGAGUAUAGGCUCUACCCUGGAUAUGGGCUUACUGACUAUAUUGGCCCCCAAUGAGGAUGAUAUCCUGACAGGCUACCUUGAGGAUGGUGAGGUUUUCCCUCCUGUAGAGCUGAACAAAAGGCCCGACCCAAAUUUUAGACAAGGAGGGAAGGCUCUUGAUGCUCUGGACAUUCCCCCACUUGGUAACUAG
This is a messenger RNA of Cantharellus anzutake, 324 nucleotides long. RefSeq lists its product as uncharacterized. Lineage: Eukaryota; Fungi; Basidiomycota; Agaricomycetes; Cantharellales; Hydnaceae. The transcript has 2 exons. Bases 1 to 324 code for a protein of 107 amino acids. The record is from RefSeq and is a predicted model, not a curated record.